This is a messenger RNA of Mytilinidion resinicola, 1134 nucleotides long. Its product is annotated as amidohydrolase 2. Gene Ontology annotation, biological process: secondary metabolic process. The coding region runs from base 1 to 1134 and encodes 377 amino acids. Gene Ontology annotation, cellular component: cytoplasm; cytosol. The record is from RefSeq and is a predicted model, not a curated record. NCBI's taxonomy places the organism in Eukaryota, Fungi, Ascomycota, Dothideomycetes, Mytilinidiales, Mytilinidiaceae. Gene Ontology annotation, molecular function: hydrolase activity; carboxy-lyase activity. The transcript is spliced from 4 exons.
AUGAAGUUCUCAUCACCAGACGUGAGUAAGAUUUCCCAAAAUGCCGAGAGCGAUGACAUAGACCUGAAGUCUCUUCACUUCCUUGAGGAAGUACUCGCAUCAAUCGAAGAGCUCUCCGACCCCGCCGUCCGUAACCAGGACUUCCCGGACUUCUCUCAGUGUACCCGCAUCGACACGCACACGCAUCCCGUGCCCGAUUGGUACCGCAAGCUCUCACCUCUCGCCGCUGGCCGCGAUACGCCGUCAUGGUCCCCGUCUGCCCAUCUGAAAUUCAUGCACGAGAAUAAAAUCACCCGCAGCAUCGUCUGCAUCUCAACGCCCCAGGCAAACCUAUUCCCAGAUGAUAAGACGAGAACAGUUGCACUGGCUCGCGUGCUCAACGAGUUCUGCGCUGAAGUAGUACGUUGCUAUCCAGACCGGUUCUCCUUCAUGGCUGUGGUACCUCUCCCGUACACAGAUUGGGCUGUGAGAGAGGCGAAGUAUGCGCUUGAGGAGUUGGGAGCAAUUGGUGUGGGGGUCAUGACAAACCACGACGGGCUUUACCCCGGAGACGAAAGGGGGCCUAUCGACGUGCGUCGGAAAAGAGAGAUCGUGUUUGUGCACCCGACGGACCCCGUGAUUAGGAUUGAUAGGGCUCAAAAACUCCCCAUAUCUUCGAGUGAAGGGAAACUGGUAUCUUCUAAUCCAGCACCAUUCCGCUCCGGUCUUGGCGAAUUCUACUUCGAGACUGCACGCGCGAUAUCGAGCCUGACAGCGUCUACCACUAUCCACGACAAUCCGAGUCUCCAUUUCCGAAUCUCCCACGGUGCGGGAGCUUUCCCGUGCAUAGCGGAUCGCUUUCUACUUGGAUUCCCGGAGCUUGAGAAGAAAUCACGAAAGAUGUAUACCGAAAGGUUCUGGUACGACAGCGCUGGGCCUGUCUAUCCUCGUCAGAUCAGGGGGCUGCUGGCUUAUGACAUCCCUGUGGACCAGAUGGUGUUUGGAACGGACUAUCCAUAUGGCAUAGGCUUCUGGGAUGUUAAAGCCAAUAUCAAUGGGCUGGCCAAUGCCCACUUUCUGAGUAAUGAGGAGAAAGAAGCUGUCUUUCAUGAGAAUGCAAAGGCGUUGUGGAAGGGUAAGGUUGAGGGGUUCUAA